Messenger RNA from Oncorhynchus kisutch (coho salmon), 2618 nucleotides. RefSeq names its product sodium/calcium exchanger 2-like. The record is from RefSeq and is a predicted model, not a curated record. The transcript is spliced from 7 exons. Lineage: Eukaryota; Metazoa; Chordata; Actinopteri; Salmoniformes; Salmonidae. Gene Ontology annotation, biological process: sodium ion transmembrane transport; calcium ion import across plasma membrane. Bases 1 to 1410 code for a protein of 469 amino acids. Gene Ontology annotation, molecular function: calcium:sodium antiporter activity. Gene Ontology annotation, cellular component: sarcolemma; postsynapse; axon.
AUGACGGCCUACAGCGGCCAAACCCCGGACAACGCUGGGGCCAAUUAUGUCCCAAAGUUGUUGUCAGAGGAAGAGGAAGCUAAGCGGAUUGCAGAGAUGGGGAAACCAUCUCUGGGGGAACACUCCAAAAUGGAGGUUUUCAUCGAGGAGUCCUAUGAGUUCAAGGAGGAACUUCCUGAUGCAAUUAAAGACUUUAAGUCCAGGAAAACUCCAGGGCUGGAUGGCAGACCAGUGGAGGAAUACCAGACUCCAGGGCUGGAUGGCAGACCAGUGGAGGAAUACCAGACUCCAGGGCUGGAUGGCAGACCAGUGGAGGAAUACCAGACUCCAGGGCUGGAUGGCAGACCAGUGGAGGAAUACCAGACUCCAGGGCUGGAUGGCAGACCAGUGGAGGAAUACCAGACUCCAGGGCUGGAUGGCAGACCAGUGGAGGAAUACCAGACUCCAGGGCUGGAUGGCAGACCAGUGGAGGAAUACCAGACUCCAGGGCUGGAUGGCAGACCAGUGGAGGAAUACCAGACUCCAGGGCUGGAUGGCAGACCAGUGGAGGAAUACCAGACUCCAGGGCUGGAUGGCAGACCAGUGGAGGAAUACCAGACUCCAGGGCUGGAUGGCAUACCAGUGGAGGAAUACCAGACUCUAGGGCUGGAUGGCAUACCAAAUACGGUGGAUAAGCUGAUAAAGAAGACCAACCUGGCUCUGGUGGUGGGCACCAACUCCUGGAGACAACAGUUCAUGGAGGCCAUCACAGUCAGUGCAGGAGACGAGGAUGAGGAAGACUCCGGUGAAGAGCGUCUCCCGUCUUGUUGUGACUACGUCAUGCACUUCCUCACCGUCUUCUGGAAGGUGCUGUUCGCCUGUGUUCCUCCCACGGAUUACCUGAACGGCUGGGCCUGCUUCUUCAUCUCCAUCGUCAUCAUCGGCAUGCUGACCGCAGUGAUCGGAGAUCUGGCCUCUCACUUUGGCUGCACCAUCGGGCUGAAGGACUCCGUCACUGCCAUGGUGUUCGUGGCGCUGGGUACGUCUGUCCCUGACACAUUUGCCAGUAAGGUAGCGGCGGUGCAGGACACAUAUGCAGACGCCUCCAUCGGUAAUGUGACGGGCAGCAACGCGGUCAACGUGUUCCUGGGCAUCGGGGUGGCGUGGUCGAUAGCCGCCAUCUACUGGCACAUGCAGGGCAAGCAGUUUGUGGUGGAGGCCGGCUCGCUGGCCUUCUCCGUCACCCUCUACACCAUCUUCGCCUUCCUGGGGGUCUCCGUGCUGCUGUACCGCCGCCGAGCUCACAUCGGGGGGGAGCUGGGUGGGCCACGCGGCCACAGACUGGCCACCUCAGCCUUCUUCUUCAGUCUCUGGUUCCUCUACAUCCUCUUCUCCAGCAUGGAGGCCUACUGUCAUAUAGAGGGCUUCUAGAACCUCCUGGAACACUUCUGGAACACUUCUAGAACACCUCUGAGACACUUCUAGAACACUUCUGAGACACUUCUAGAAUUCUUCUGAGACACUUCUAGAAUUCUUCUGAGACACUUCUAGAAUUCUUCUGAGACACUUCUAGAAUUCUUCUGAGACACUUCUAGAAUACUUCUGGGACACUUCUAGAAUACUUCUGGGACACUUCUAGAGCCUCCUUACAGGAGGUUCAAAGUAUAACUUAAUGGAGAGUAAAAGUAGGAUUCUCCGUGUGGAAUGAUGGAAUGAUAUUUUGUUGGUAUGAAGGGAUGAGAGGAGGAGAACAGUAUGAGGUAAAGGGAGUGGUGGCCCCCCUCUCCUCCGCCCCUCCACCUUCCCUCAACCCCACUCUAAGGACCCCCAGACAUAAUCAGUCAGAGGAGAUGUCUGUUAAGGCAGGGAGAGCCGGUCUGCUACCCACAUGGGUGUGCUUACAGCUGGGGUUAAGGUACCUCUAUACCGGGGUAAGAACACCAGAGGGUGUCUCAUCUGAUCUGGUCUGUAUUCCACUAGAAGAGACAAUAAGCUGAUGAGAUCUGAGCUAUCAGAAGAAGUCUAUAUUUUUCUCAACACCUUGAUGAGAACAACCUUUUCUAAACUAAGUAUUUUGGGGGAUAAAACCAAAAACACUUUUCUUUUUUACAAAAAAAGAGGAAAUCAAAGAUACUAUUUUCUAGAUCUGAGAACAAAACAUGUUAUAUAACUAAUGGAACAGAUAUUGUUGAUGAUGAAUGACAAUUGAAUGGUCAUAGUAUUUAGUAGUAUUUUAUUUGCUUAGUUUCUUAUUAAGGAACGAAUAAGAGGCAAGAAACACCAGAGUUGUCAGAGGCAAGAAACUAAAACAGGAAGCGCCCGUGGAGGAGGAGAAGGAGGAGAAGGAGGAGGAGGAGGAGGAGGAGAAGGAGGAGGAGGAACAACAGAGAACAAGUACAGACAGAUCAACUAUCAAACUAAAGACAGGAGGAGGAGGAGGAGCAAGAGGAGCAAGAGGAGGAGGAGGAGUGGAAGAAGAUGAGGAAGAAAUUGAAGGAUAACAUUAUCAGAGUGCCCUGAACAUUACUUCAGUACAUCUGUCUGUAUAUUUCCAUAUAUUCUGUAUAUUUCCAUAUAUUCUGUAUAUUUUGACUAUUUAUUUCAAUGUGGUCAUUCAGCUUCUUCAGUCCUACAGGGAC